This is a messenger RNA of Linum tenue, 1428 nucleotides long. The record is from the annotation of a GenBank genome assembly. Lineage: Eukaryota; Viridiplantae; Streptophyta; Magnoliopsida; Malpighiales; Linaceae.
AUGGAGUCUCCCAAUUAUAACUUCGAUAUCAUUACCCUCAUAGCUUCACUUCUCUUGCUCUUCUUCGCAGCAGCAGCAGCAAAGAGAUCAUCCUCCACCACCACCACCACUACAAAACCUCCAAAUCUCAAGAACAAGAACCACCACCCACCAGGCCCAUGGACACUCCCUCUUUUAGGCAACGUCCACAACCUCAUCUUCUCCGCCGCCACGCUCCACCGCGACCUCCACAAGCUAUCACUCAAACACGGCCCUCUCUUCCGCCUCAAGUUCGGCCGAAUCACCAUCGUCGUCGUCUCCACCCCCGAGCUCGCCAGAGAAGUGCUCAAAGACAACGACAUAACAUUCGCACAGAGAGCUCCUCUAGUCUUCCCCUCCUUCAUCUUCUACGACUGCUCCAACGUCCUCUUCGCGGCCUACGGGGCCUACUGGCGCCACGUCCGCAAGACCUGCCAGGUGGCGCUCCUGGGAACGAACCGGGUCAGGUCGUACGCCUCGAUCCGGGCCCAGGAGGUCGAGAGUCUGAUCGAGUCGGUUCGGUCGAGUUGUGGUCGGACCGUUAACCUGACCAGGUUGGUGUUCGAGCUGAGCUGCGGGGUGACGUCGAGGGCCGCUUUUGGGAGGAAGUAUGACGUGGAGGGUUUGAUGGCGCUGACGUCGGAUAUUAUGGAGUUGGCGUCGGGGUUGGGAGUGGCUGACAUGUUUUCUUGUAAUGGGGGAAUAAUGUUGAAGAAGAUGACCAAGUUGUGGAGCCCGAAAUUGAAUAGGGUGGUUCGUGGGGCGGAUAGGGACAUGUUGGUUUCUGGGAGCAUGACAUCGUCAGCUACGAUCGGCUGGAUAAUGUCCGAAAUAGUGAGGGAUCCUUCCGUGGUGAAAAGAGUACAGGAUGAAGUGAGACGAGUUUUCGAUACCAGAGGUGAAGAUGUAGAUGAAGAGACUGCGAUUCAAGAUGUUCAUUUCUUAAAAUGUUGUAUCAAGGAGGCCAUGAGGCUCCACCCGCCGGUGGGGUUAAUCGUGAGGGAAAGUCGCGUGAGCUGCAAGAUUUCUGGAUACGACAUAUCGAGCAACACGAUAGUUGGAAUCAACGCUUGGGCGACUUGUCGGGAUCCGAGGUACUGGAGCGAUGCGGAAAGGUUUGUUCCGGAGAGAUUUAAAUUUCUACACGAGAAAAAUGUGAGCUAUGUCGAGACGGACCGCUUCGAGUUCAUCCCGUUUGGAGCGGGGAGGAGGAACUGUCCUGGAGCAUCGUUUGCGAUGGCCAACAUCGAGUUGCCGGUAGCCAAGUUGCUGUACCAUUUCGAUUGGGAGCUUCCCGACGGGAAGAGAAACCAAGAGCUUGACAUGGCUGAGAGCUUUGGUGUGGCUGUUAGAAGGAAAACUGAUCUGGUUUUGGUUCCUAUCACUCACCAUCGUACUUUUACCAAAUGA